Sorghum bicolor (sorghum) is the source of this 3376-nucleotide messenger RNA. RefSeq names its product outer envelope protein 64, mitochondrial. The transcript has 15 exons. The record is from RefSeq and is a predicted model, not a curated record. Gene Ontology annotation, molecular function: protein binding. The coding region runs from base 154 to 3168 and encodes 1004 amino acids. Lineage: Eukaryota; Viridiplantae; Streptophyta; Magnoliopsida; Poales; Poaceae.
GAAGCGUAAUCGCAGAGCCCAUCGUCCCCCCCAAAGCAUUUACUCCUACAACAUUUUUCUUUCUUCUUCCCCACUCCGUCCCCGCGACUGCUUCUCGAGCGCUCUCUUAAACCCUCCUUAAACCCUAGCUUCCGUACGCCUCCGGGGCCCCACAUGGCCUCCUCGUCGCAAUCGGGCGGCGCCGGAGGCGGCGGGACGAUCGCUUCCAAUCCCCGCGUCUGGAUUGUCGCGGGCAUCGCCGUCGCGGGCGUCAUCGUCCUCGCGGAGGUGGCGCGGCGCCGCCGCCGGUGGCUGCGGGGCAUGUCUGGCACGCCACCCGACGCUGGAUCCUUCUGCGACCGCUUCGAGCUUCACCCUCCGCCGCAGCCGCCGCCUCCCGCCGCUCGCCACCUUCUCUCGGGUCUGACCUUCGCUGCUAGUGACAACUUUGAGGUCGAGGGCUAUGUAGCCGGGUUUGGGAACCCAGAUUGGAAGAACACCCAUGAGGCGGCGAGGCACACAGCAGUGGCUGUCACAAUGCUGCGGAAACAGGGGGCCACCUGCGUUGGAAGGACAAUCAUGGAUGAACUCGGCUUUGGUGUCACUGGAGAAAAUUUGCACCAUGGAACACCAGCCAACCCUGUUUCUCCUUCACUUGUCCCUGGUGGAUCAUGCAGUGGCUCUGCUGUGGCAGUUGCUGCACAACUUGUUGACUUUGCUAUUGGCACUGAUACAAUUGGUGAUGUAAGAAUCCCAGCUUCUUUCUGUGGUUUACUUUGUUUUAGGCCUUCCUAUGGUGUUAUAUCUACUCUUGGGACCAUAGCAAAUUCACAAAGUCUAGACACAAUUGGAUGGUUUGCACGAGACCCAUGUAUUCUGCACCGUGUUGGAGAAGUUCUUUUACCAACUGCUGCAGGUGGACUUAAGCAAACAAGGCAAAUUGUUUUUGCCGAUGAUUGCUUUCAGCUGCUAAAGGUCUCUAAUCAGAAAACUGUGCAUGCCAUAAAAAAUGCUGUCCAGGCAUUACGUGGAUAUCAACCACCUAAACACAUCAAUAUUGGCCAAUAUAUUUGUUCCAAUGUACCUAGCCUGAAGGAGUUUUGCGAACCAGCUACAAAGUUACAAGAAGGAACAUCAGCCUUGAAAGCAAUCUCCACAGUGAUGUUGUUAUUGCAGAGAUACGAGUUUAAAGCAAACCAUGAGGAGUGGGUUAACACUGUUAAACCUAAGCUUGGCCUUGAUAUCUCUACUCGUGUACUACAAGCUGUGAAUUUUGCACAUGAAAACAUCAAAUCUUUAUACGCAGUAAGAAAUGAAUUGCGGGCUGCACUCAAGAAUCUUCUAAAGGAUACUGGAAUUUUAGUUCUACCAACCACAGCUGGAUAUCCUCUAAAGAGAAACUCUAAAGAAAGGCUAUCAUCUGGAUUUGAGGAUAGAAUGUACAAAUUUGUAGGCAUUGCUGCACUUUCUGGUUGUUGCGAGGUUACUAUUCCCAUGGAAAAUCUGGAUCAUCAUGUAUCUCUUUCAUUUGUAGCAGCACAUGGAUUGGACAAGUUUCUUCUUCAUACUGUCUUGGAUACAUAUUCUCUCAUCCAGGACCAAGUAGUUUUGGCAUCCAAGCUGGAAACUGCACCAGUAACCAAUGUUGAUAUUGAUGUCAAUGCAUCAGAGCUUCUGAAAGAAAAGGGAAAUAGUGCUUUCAAAAGAAGACAGUGGAGCAAGGCAAUUGAGUUUUACUCAGAGGCCAUCAGUUUGAGUGACACAAAUGCAACAUAUUACUGCAACAGAGCAGCAGCUUAUCUAGAACUGGGCCGUCUUAAGCAGGUCGAAGGAGAUUGUGAUCGGGCCUUACUGUUGGAUAGAAAGAAUGUUAAAGCAUAUCUACGGCGUGGUUGUGCAAGGGAAGUAACUUUGAAUUACAAAGAAGCACUUCAAGAUUUCAGGCAUGCUUUGGCUUUGGAACCACAGAACAAAACAGCCCUUGCAGCAGAGAGGAGGCUGCAGAAACUCCUGAAGCGCUCUGUCAUCCGUGCUCCCACUGCAAUGGAGACGCGGCAGCGCGUGCAGCAGCUCCGCACGCCGAUGGACCCGCUGGCGUCCCUCGCGUCGAGCUUCGUCUCGGCCUUCUCGCCGCUGCUGUCGCCGUCGCCGUCGCCGUCGCCGCAGAAGCCCUCCACGUUCCUCCUCCUUCCGCUCCCCGUCGCGGCGGCGCGCGCGCUCACCGUGCUCCGCCGCCUCCUCCUUCUCGCCACGCAGGUCUUCAUCUCCCUCUUCUUCAUGCUCCUCUCCGCGCUGGCGCCGGCGCCAGCGCUCGCGCCCACGCUGCCGCGCAUGGAGGAGCCGGGGCGCCCUGCGGGAGACACCUGCGCGGGGCGCGCGCUAGCGCACGUGCUGUCCGUGGCGUCCAGGCUCCCCGUGGCCUCCCGCAAGUACGAGCUGGUGCGGGGCCUCGCGGAGCGGCUCCUGGACGACAACGUGCGCGCGGGGGGCGACCGCGUCGGCGCCGUGAGCCGGACCGCGCUCGCCGGCGCGUUCUCGCGCACACUGCGGCAGCUGGAGUCCGCCGCGGGAGGGGAGUGGCCCGGAACGGAGCUGGCCGUGCGCGCGGUGCGUACGGGGAUGCGGUGGUGGUGGAGGCCCACCGCAGCGUCCUCGCUGCACGACGAGGGGUUCGGCGGGCCCGCGCCGGAGAAGCUGGCCGCCGAGCUGCUGUGGCUCGGGCAGAAGAUGGCGGAGUGCGGCGCGGCGCGCGAGGCCGUCGUGCUGUUCGGCGCCGCGGAGAGGCUCGGGAGCCGGGCGCUCGUUGCCGAGCCCGCGCUCCAGGUCUCGCUGCUUCGCCUUGCUGUGUUCUUGUUGAAGCACGCCAACUCGAGGGAAUUCGAGCAGAGCGCGGGAGGGAAGGAUGACAAGGCCGCGGUAGCCGAGCAGCGGAUGGCGAUGCUGCGGUCGUGGCUUCCGCUGCUGUGCCGCGGCAGCAAUGGCACGGACGCGCCGGUGCUGACGAGCCGGGAACGGCCGGAGAUGGUGGCCGUCCUGGAGGACAUGAUCGACAAGCUCAGCUGGGAGCAGCAGGAGGAGGCCCUCUCGCUCUGGCUGCACCACUUCGCCGCCUGCCCCGACACCGACUGGCCCAACCUCGAGAGCUGCUACACACGAUGGUACGCCGAGUCGCGCAGGCUGCUCGCGUAGCGCGUUCACUGAAGAAUGCAAAUCUUCUACGAUGGUACCCCAUGUAGAUACUACCUGUAUCUAGUACUCCAUGUAGAUACUUUAGUACCUAUACUUUAGUAUCUGUAUAUAUGUACAAAUGUUAUAUGAUGGUACUCCAUGUAAUAAUACUUCAGUACCUGCGUAUAUGUAGCUGUGCAGUAUAUAGCAAAAUGGGAGUUCUUAUUGA